AUGAUAGUGUUGUUGGCAUGCCAAGAUAGAUUACUUACCAAAGAAAGACUAACAAAGCUGAACAUACAUGUUGACGACCAAAUAUGCUGCCUUUGUGAUGGGAAUAGGAAUGAGACACAAAGACACUUGUUUGCUGACUGUAGUUGGAUCACAGAAGUUAGAGAUGCACUGAUCACCUGGAUGGGAAUUACACUACAAUGCAAUGAUGUGUACAAAACAAUCAAAUGGAUCAAGAGAAGGAGGUGGAGGCAGUUCCAGAAAGAGAUAGUUGCAGCAGUAUGGGGAGCAAUGCUAUACUACACUUGGCAAGCAAGGAAUUGGAAGGUUUUCAAGCAAGCAACUGUAAAUAAAGAGUAUGCUAUAAUACAGAUUCAGAAAGAGAUUAGAGAAAGAUUUGGCAUGCUAAGUUGUUCUAGGAAAGUACAUAGGUGUCAGGUUUUGAUUCAGCAGUUACGUAACUAG
Molecule: messenger RNA, 462 nt
Organism: Lycium ferocissimum
Lineage: Eukaryota; Viridiplantae; Streptophyta; Magnoliopsida; Solanales; Solanaceae
Exons: 1
Coding region: 1-462 (153 amino acids)
Source: RefSeq, a predicted model, not a curated record